Messenger RNA from Rhagoletis zephyria (snowberry fruit fly), 243 nucleotides. RefSeq lists its product as uncharacterized. Lineage: Eukaryota; Metazoa; Arthropoda; Insecta; Diptera; Tephritidae. The record is from RefSeq and is a predicted model, not a curated record.
AUGGCGAAACUUCUUCACUUGACUGUUGUGCUACUUUUAUUGACAGUUGCUAUAAUUCAAGGUAAUGCCUGUCUAAUACAAAUACGCCUCACAAAGCCCGGCCAACGUAUUUGCGAAUUACGCUGUCGCCAAAGCGGUGAAAUCCCGCCUUUGAAUUGCUAUACCGCGACGCGUGUUUAUCGAGCUGUUGUUUGUCCAAGGCAUUGCUGUCGACUGGAAGGCAACAGAUGCAGAAGACUUUGA